Seminavis robusta is the source of this 1720-nucleotide messenger RNA. Lineage: Eukaryota; Bacillariophyta; Bacillariophyceae; Naviculales; Naviculaceae. The record is from the annotation of a GenBank genome assembly.
GGAAAAAGUCAAGCAAGAUGAGCUCUGGUUCCAAGAACGUCGGUAUUAUGGCCAUUGAGGUCUAUACCCCUUCUACAUUUGUACUGCAGUCCAAGCUGGAAGAGCACUAUGGUGUGGCACAAGGAAAAUACACUAUUGGUCUUGGUCAAGAAGGAAUUGGACUUUGUGGUGACGUGGAAGAUAUCAAUUCCUUGGCUUUGACCGUGGUCAAGUCUUUAAUGGAAAAAUACAACAUUGAUCCCAACACCGUGGGUAGACUGGAAGUUGGAACUGAAACAUUGGUAGACAAGUCAAAAUCUACCAAGACGGUUCUCAUGUCAUUGUUUCCAGGCAACACAGAUAUUGAGGGAGCUACGGUAGUCAAUGCUUGUUAUGGAGGAACUGCAGCUCUUUUGAAUGCAUUUACAUGGGUAGAAUCCGAUGGUUGGGAUGGUCGAUAUGCUAUUGUUGUGGCAGCCGAUAUUGCAGCCUAUGCCAAGGGACCGGCUCGUCCCACCUGUGGAGCCGGAGCUGUUGCCGUGUUGGUGGGCCGUGAUGCACCCUUGGCAUUUAACCCAAGGGAACGAGCUACCCACGCAGCCCAUGUAUGGGACUUUUUCAAACCUGAUCACACUGUCGAGUAUCCUACCGUAGACGGUGCCUUGUCCCAGGUCUGCUACUACCAGGCUAUUGAGGAUGUGUACCAACGCUUGGCACAGAAUGUGAAGAAAGCCAGGGGCGAAAACAGCAAUGACCAACCCUUUGAUUCAGAAUCACCAGACUAUUGGGUGUUCCAUGCCCCUUACAACAAACUGGUCCAAAAGUCAUACGGGCGGAUGUUUUUGAUUGAUGCUCGUCGUCGUCGUCAUGAGGAGAGCGAAGAAAAGAAAGAAUCGGAUACUGCUAAUCCGUUGGAAGAGUGGCUAACCAAACCAAUUGAGGAAACAUACAGUGACAAAGCAUUGGAAAGGGCCCUGAAAACUGUUUCGGCCAAGGCAUACGAACAGCGAUUCAAUGAUUCCAACUCGGCCAGCAAAUUGAAUGGAAACACGUACACAGCAAGCGUCUUUAUCGGCCUGGCAUCUUUAGUGGACAAGGCAGGAUCGCGUGGAGAUCUUUCUCCCGGUAAAACCAUUGGUGUGUUUUCCUACGGAUCUGGUGCACUCGCCACCAUGUACCGUUUGCAUGUUCGGGAACCAACGGAGCAAUCUACUUUCACUGUCGCCAAGAUGGCAGAGGCCUUAAAGCUGACGGAACGACUUGCGAAACGAGAAGAAGUCCACCCAGGCGAACUGGAUAUGGCUUUGGAUACUCGUGCACGAAUGCAUGGUGCAGGGGCUCCCUACACCCCCGUCUACCCAACUGUCGGACGUUUGUUCCCCGGAACUUACUAUCUGAAGGAAAUCGACGCAAAGUGGAGGCGUGUCUACGAACGCGUUCCGCUGGACGCUAAAAUGGAACCUCAUGGCACAUCCUUGGCUCCCGAAAGCGUUUUGAGAAUGGCCGACCGCGACCCCCUUCCUGAAGACGGUGCCAAGAAACAAAAGGUUUAAUUAGGUGGACGCAAGUACCCGAUCUAGCUAGUUUGUUGGCUGGGGCCAGUAUGUGCCGACAUGACAAUUUUUUAACGAUAUCUCGUGAUGGCUGCAACGGAAACAUGAACAAACCAACGAACCACUACGAGUGCAUCUGCAUAGCCCGCUAAUAUGCAUAAAUGUAGAACAUGAUGUCAUUUUGGUUG